UGACGAAGGUAUGUGUUGUUGUUGUUGUUGUUGUACAGGUCGCCAGUGUGGAUGUACAGGUCGCCAGUGUGGAGCACGGCUAUGGCGCCCAGUUAAGUACGGCUGACGCAGGUAUGGCCUCCGCCCCUCUUCUUCUUCUUCNCGCCAGUGUGGAGCACGGCUAUGGCGCCCAGUUAAGUACGGCUGACGCAGGUUACAGCGUGGAGCACGGCAAUAACGCCCAGGUCGAUAGCGUGGAGCACGGCUAUGGCGCCCAGGUGGUUGUGGUUGUGGUUGUUGUUGUGGUUGUUGUUGUGGUUGUUGCUGUUGUUGUUGUUGUUGUUGUUGUUGUUGUUGUUGUUGUUGUUGUUGUUGUUGUUGUUGUGCAGGUCGACAGCGUGGAGCACGGCAAUGGCGCCCAGGUCGACAGCGUGGAGCACGGCAAUGGCGCCCAG
Chara braunii is the source of this 434-nucleotide messenger RNA. Lineage: Eukaryota; Viridiplantae; Streptophyta; Charophyceae; Charales; Characeae. The record is from the annotation of a GenBank genome assembly.